Trichoderma virens Gv29-8 is the source of this 507-nucleotide messenger RNA. RefSeq lists its product as uncharacterized. Bases 41 to 277 code for a protein of 78 amino acids. Lineage: Eukaryota; Fungi; Ascomycota; Sordariomycetes; Hypocreales; Hypocreaceae. The record is from RefSeq and is a predicted model, not a curated record. The transcript is spliced from 3 exons.
CCCCAUCUACCUAGACUUGAUCUGUCUGCAAUCGCUCAACAUGCCCGAAUACACUUACAAGAGCUCCGGCACUAAUAGCCAGGGUAACCACUACUGCGCUCGUGACUACGGCAGCAGCGCUUCAAACUCCAACUCCUACCACUACUCCAACCAGAACGGCUCUUACUAUUACUCCAACCCCAGUGGUAGCACUUACUACAACAAUGGCGCUGGAAGCUCCACAUACACUCCGCCCAGUGGGAACUCCUCGCAGUCCGGAAGCGGCAGCAAGAAAUAGUGAGCGAGUCACCUUAGCACGUUGUAAGAGCCGUUGAGAUGGGAAAUACUGGGCUUGAUGCUCGUGUCGAAAAGGAGUAAGGAAGUAUUGGCUCGGGCGUGAAUUAAGAAAGUUCCAAUCCCAGUCUAGGUUCUAGCCCAAUAAAUUGUAGCAUCCUAGACUCCCACAUCUUUCUAUGAUGCUAGUGCUGUAUGCUUCACAUCUGUCGCAAUCAAAAACAUGCCUACAUG